UGAGAGUUUGAUUUUGCUGGAGGUAGAAGUUAACAUUCAUUGUGCUUUUAAAUCUUCAAAACAUGAUUGAAAUAGGCAUACUAAUAUUGGUGACCAUAGCUAAGGGGGUGCUGGUGACAAGGAAAAGAGACAAGAAAUAUAAUGAUGAAAACCUCCAAAAAUGCCCUCCACCUAUGGAUCUGACAGCUGACUCCCAUAUGAAUCCCAUCCUAUAUCCCAGUGCCACUUCAAAAUUGAAAGUUGCAGCUUCGGAAAAGGGACUCCUGUGGGCACUCGAGGGACCCGACAAAGGAAUACAUAACAGAUGUACCCCUAAGAAAGUGCGUACAUGGUACGAAAUCUGUAUGGACUAUGAGGGAGACAAUGCGAUUGAAUGAAAAUAAGACAGUUAUUUAUUAUUGUGGGGACAAUAAGGAUAGUAAUAUACACAUACCGCUACAUCUGCGAAAUAUAUGUAUAUGAUUGUGCUCUUGAAUACUGUGUUUAAUCGAA
This is a messenger RNA of Owenia fusiformis, 492 nucleotides long. NCBI's taxonomy places the organism in Eukaryota, Metazoa, Annelida, Polychaeta, Sabellida, Oweniidae. The record is from the annotation of a GenBank genome assembly.